AUGUCUAAGGACUUAACAAAGCUGUUCUUCCAUGAUGAGGAAAAGGAUAAUGUUGAUGGAGAGUUAAUAGGAGGUUAUAACAAAGAUUGGGACAAAUUAGAAAAGGGUAUAGUAAAAGUGAUAAAUAAUGAAGAUAAUGAGAAAUUAAAAAUAAAUUGUCUAAAAAAUAUUGAACAAGCUAAAAAAGAAAUAAUAAAAGGAUAUACUAGUAGAUUUGAAAAUUUCUAUCCAGAUAAUUACACUAGAGCUAAAGGAACUGCUUUUCAAAUUGAAAAUACUGAUAACAUUACUGCUUCACUUGAAGCUCUUACUGUAAAUUGUGUCAAACAAGAAAACAUUAAUAAUGAUAAAAUUAAUAGAAUUGAGUCAGAUGUUAAAGAAUUGAUAAAGAUAACUUCAAACUUAAAUAACCCAGAAGUUGAAUAUUUAAAAAUCGAAGUGGUUAAAAAAGAACCCAUAUUUGAUGUAAGGAAUUGGGAUCUUUGA
This is a messenger RNA of Dentiscutata erythropus, 486 nucleotides long. The record is from the annotation of a GenBank genome assembly. NCBI's taxonomy places the organism in Eukaryota, Fungi, Glomeromycota, Glomeromycetes, Diversisporales, Gigasporaceae.